This is a messenger RNA of Leptosia nina, 3372 nucleotides long. The record is from the annotation of a GenBank genome assembly. NCBI's taxonomy places the organism in Eukaryota, Metazoa, Arthropoda, Insecta, Lepidoptera, Pieridae.
AUGAUUGGCCAAAUCCAAUGGGUAAUUGUGGUAACAUUAGCGAUACGGUUAGCCGCAAGUACCGACAAACGGCCACAUUUUACCACAGAACCGCCCCCUCGGGUGUUGUGGCCUGCCACGAGGGGCGCUCACGCGGUAUGCAGGGCUACAGGGCAUCCCCCACCUGAUAUACACUGGGUGACGGCUGAAGGGCAGGUCAUCACCACUAUACCAGGAUUGAGGCAUGUGCUGAGUGAUGGUCGGUUGGUGGUAGGGGCUCGUCGAUCAAUGGUUGAUGCCGGUGGUGGAGGGAAUAGUGCCAUUCUACGAUGCAGAGCUUCAAACAAGGCUGGAGUGGCUCUAUCUAGACCGGUUCUUCUACAACCUGUGGACGACAACAUCCUCGCGAACUCCGUUAAGCAGCUGACUCCGGCGAAGUUGGGGGGUUCCGUUGUUUUGCGUUGCGAUAUUUCGCCCCAAAUAGGUUUUACUGAGAUAAAAUGGAUGCAAGAUGGUCUUCCACUCACGACAGGAUAUAUGGGAACAGAUACCCGAUGGAUUUCUGGUGCAGGAGGAUUAUUGUUAGGAUCAGAUUUAACGCAAGCGGAUAUAGAAGCAGAUUAUUCAUGUAUAGCUAUCGACACACCCAGCGCAGUAUUGAAGCUUACCACAGAUGAGAGCAGUUGGUUGGAAAGUUUAGAAGUAAACUCUAUUGAGGCUCGCAUGGGAGACACAGUCAUUCUUCCUUGCGUAUUGAGACAUAUUAACCGACAUACUAUUACGUGGCAACGGCAAGACACAAGCGGGGUGUGGGUGACAGCUUCAGGCGAAGGGGUUGUUCGGAGUGGUGCGCUGGUGAUACCAAACAUCCGAUCACAACACGCCGUGAGAUAUGCCUGUUCACCUGGAUCUGAAGCGACUCCUCGUUUGAUAGUGAGACUGGUGGUGUAUGAACCACUCACCGUUACUGUAACACCGAAUCCCUUGAUGCUAGGAACAGGUGGAUCCGGUACGUUUAACUGCUCAGUAUCUGGUGGAAGAGGUGGUGGCGUCACUAUAAGCUGGCAACACGAAGGCAGACCCCUACAUUCACCUCAAGCCAAACUAACAUUGGGCCCUGUCAGGUCACAUCACGCGGGCCUUUAUCAAUGCACGGCCUAUGAUCACUCUGACUCGGCAGUUUCUGGGGCUGAACUCAUUAUCGCUGACAGACCGCCACGGCUGGUAACAACAUUUAGUGAAGCUAUAACACGUGUUGGCCAGAGUAUAGCUUUUAGGUGCGCAGCUACAGGUAUUCCGCCUCCAAGAAUCGUGUGGACGUUAGAUGACAGACCGCUUCCAUCGGCACCAGAAAAAUACACAGUAAAUACAAGAGCUGAGUCUAUACCUGGAAGUGAAGAGGGCAGUAUAAUUUCAACAUUGAACAUUAAUAUUCGAACAGCUGACGAAGGAGGUCGCUAUGGAUGUAACGCAACGAAUUCUGGUGGCUCCCAAGGGCACCACGCUAGACUAAACGUUUUUGGUCCUCCAAACAUAAGGUAUCUACCACCGAUUCAUGUCAAAGUGGAAGCAGAUGUCACAAUAAAUUGUCCUUAUUCUGGAUAUCCUGUCAAGGAAGUUUUAUGGAGGCGGGAAGAUGGAUCUAUCGUUGAGUCACCACUCGAUUCUGGUGAGGAGCGUGGCAUACUACGUUUAACUUCUGUCAGGAGUGCCGCAGCGGGCGGUUACACUUGUGAAGUAAAAGCUGAAAGUGGAGAACUAGCAAGAAGGACCGUUCGCAUUGAAGUUCACAAGCCACCGAAAAUAGCACCAUUUCAGUUUCCCGAAGAAUUAGAGGUGGGUGGAAGUACCCAGGCAACGUGCAGUUUAAUAUCUGGAGAUAAACCUAUACAAUUUACAUGGCAUAAGGAUAACUUGCCAAUUCCAUCUGUAUUAAAAGUCGAGCAGAAGAAUAUGGACUUUUUCACAAUAUUAGUGAUACAGGAUUUAAGUUCCAUCCAUAGCGGUGAAUAUUCUUGUCGCGCCAGCAAUGACUUUGGUACCGUCAGUCACUCUGCUUCUCUCAUUGUCAAAGAGGCUCCACUAUGGGUGUGGCGUGCACAGAAUACAUCUGUGUCUGCCGGUGCAGCUGUACUAUUGCCAUGUUCAGCAAAGGGACAACCUCUUCCCAGAAUAUCUUGGGAGUUUUCUACAGAAGGUGAAAAUUGGCGUCACAUCCUUUGGGGCCAGUCCGAGUCCGCCGAUGUAAACGAAGGUUCCAUUCUCUCUGACGGCACGGUUUGGCUGCGCGCGGCCACUCCGGAACACGAGGGCUGGUAUAGAUGCACGGCAAGAGUACAGCAUUCGUUCUUACACCAUAUGUUCUAUUUGGACGUCAGAGAACCCCCAAAACUAAGUCGCGGCGGUGGUGUCGGUGAAACUCAGUGGGUGGUACGUGGUACACCGGCCAGACUCACUUGUACCGUGAGAGGAGAACCGGAAAUACAUGUACAUUGGACGCACGACUCGAGACCGCUUGCUCUGCAUGGUUCUGGUGGUGUCGAGAUGCGUGACAUGGGAAAUGGGGCCAUGCUAUCUGAAAUCACGAUUACCCACGCUGGUCCAGAACAUGCUGGAGACUAUCGGUGCUUGGCGAGGAACUUAUAUGGCACUGAUGAACUGGUGUUUCGGCUUUUUGUUAAAGAGCGACCAAGCGUCCCCGAAGAAGUCCGCAUCUCCGAAGUCUGGUCAAGAAAAGCGCGCGUCACAUGGCGGGUCAUCCGCGGAGCUAUAGUCUCCCACUACUCGCUGCAGUACCGCUCCCUCGCCCGCGACCUCACAAACGCCCCGCUCAACGCUCCGCUGCCCGCCCUAGACACAUGGGACUCGCUCGAAGUUCUCAACGUCACGCUAUCUAAUUCGGAUUUGCUUCAUGUCGCAUCGGAAGGGCCGAGUCGUGCUGGGGCAUUAGUGUCCGGAUUAUAUCCUGACACUCGGUACGUGCUACGAAUAGCCGCCCACAACGACGUCGGAGCCUCCCCAUUCACUACACCUCUACACUUCACUACUAGAGAGGAAGCGCCCGGAGGGUUGCCACGCGAUAUCUCACUUCGAGCACUUCGCGCGAGAGAAUUGCUUGUCACUUGGCAGCCACCACCACGAGAAACCUGGCACGGCACCCUACUAGGCUACACGAUACGCUGGUGGGAAGCCGCCGAAGAGGGCAAAGGUUCCACUGACAACGGUUCUGAGAGCGGAGCCAGCUCUGACGCAACGAGCAGUACUUUACGCGGCCUCAAACCCGCGACCCGCUACGGGGUCACGGUCAGAGCGUACAACGCAGCUGGGAACGGUCCAACAUCACAACCGCAUUAUCGACAUACUUUAGAAUCGCGUAAGUACAUUCUUGCUUAG